AUGAAGCAGACUCUCGCAGCAAUCUUGGCGACCUCCGUCCACGGCAUUGUGAUCCACGCGCCCGCAGGUUCGAACUUCGACUUUGGCAGCAGCAAGUGCCCUUGCGUGGGCAUUGCUGGCUUGGAGGGGACCAUUGAGGUGAAGCUCAACAAGACGACCACCGCCGACUUCCCUGCCGACUUCGGAGCCCGCUGCGAAGCCUGGGACAACAAGCGCAACAGCCUCUACUGCAUGCCAGGCCAAAAGCCGGGAGCUGACAACGGUUGGUGCAAGGAGCCCUACUGCUACGUGGACCCGUGCAAUUGCGACCUCGACAUCCCGCCGACCAAGUCAGGCAGCUAUACGCCCGGUGCCAGCUACCAGGGAAAGGGCCUUUGGUACUCCUAUGCGACUUGCGGAGGCAAGGACUACUGGAUGGAAGCCGAGACCAAGAAAAAACAGCAGGAGGACAAUGGCGUGUGCGCCAAGAAGAUCGAUGAAAAGAAGUGGGGAAAGAAGUCUUGCCGCUGCGUGGGCUACGAGGAUGCCCCGGGUAACCUGAACGUGACCAUGGGAAAGAAGGACUUCGAGUACCCAGCUGAAGCAGGCGCAAGCUGCGAGUCCUGGGAUGCCAAGAGGCAUCCAGAUUGCAUGGGCGACAAGCCAGCCGACUGGUGCAAACAGGCCUGGUGCUACGUGGACCCAUGUGAGUGCGACUUGGAGGUCCCACCCAAGACAUCCUCGUAUCUGCCCUCAGGCCUCGUGAACGGAAAGCCUGUUUACUUCUCCUACGCUACCUGCGGUGCCAGUGACUCCUACAGUGCCACGAACAAGGAGGCCUGCGUCGCGCAGAACUCUGAGAACAACUGCACCAAAUUGGACAAGUGCGCAUGGAACGGAACCGCCUGCCUGGGCAAGGACAUCGUGCAGGCUUGCUCGGCCAAGAGCAGUGCAGGUGCAAUCAAGGCGAGUUUUGCCCUGGCUCUUUCUCUCCUCGCCGCCUCUUUUGCUGCGUAA
Symbiodinium pilosum is the source of this 996-nucleotide messenger RNA. The record is from the annotation of a GenBank genome assembly. NCBI's taxonomy places the organism in Eukaryota, Dinophyceae, Suessiales, Symbiodiniaceae.